AGAACAGCCAAAACAAGCAGAUUUUAGAUAGAAAUGAAUAUGGGUGUCUUACAAUAUUAUUUCUCAAUGAAGGCUUUGCUUUGGGUUUUAGUGGUUUUUGUCCAAACUCGUGAGUACAUGGGUUGCUUGGAGGAAGAGAGAGCUGGUCUGCUUCACUUGAAGUCAUUUCUUAUCAUAUCCAUUCCGUCACUGGGAGCUUAUAAUUCAGCCUAUGAUUAUCUUCCUUCAUGGGUCGACCAUGAGAAGAAUGAUUGUUGUGAUUGGGAGCGGGUCACGUGCAACUCCACCACAGGUCAUCUGAUAGAACUGUCCCUCGACAAUUUAAUGCAGGAUCCUAAUUAUAACUAUGAUGAUGAUUAUUAUUAUUACAAAAUGGAGAAAUAUGAUGAAAAACGUUCAUGGUUGUUAAAUGUGUCUCUAUUAGAGCCUUUCAAGGAGUUAAGAAGCCUUGAUCUAUCCCUUAAUGCAAUCCAUGGUUGCAUACCAGAUGAAGGAUUUGAAAAGCUUUCAACCUUAAGGAAUCUGGAAAUUUUAAACCUUGGUCAGAACUCGUUUGAUGACAAUAGCAUUCUACAAUCUCUGGGUGCUAUCACUUCACUCAAGACUUUAAAUCUUACUGGGAAUUACUUGGAGGGAUACUUUCCAGCACAAGAAUUAGUUACGUUGAGAAAUUUGAACGCGCUGGAUAUCAGCUCCAAUGGCUAUAAUGGUAGCCUCCCAAAUCAAGGUUUCGAAAGGCUAGCGGUACUGAGAAACUUGGAGACAUUGAUCCUCGAUAGGAAUUUGUUUGGCUACAGCAUCAUACCAUCUCUAAGUAACCUUACAUCCCUUAUGACAUUAAGUCUUUCAGGGAAUUCGUUUUGGGCAGAUGGAGGAGUAAAUGUUGAAGGUGGUACUUUCGAAAGGCUCUCCGUAUUGAGAAAUCUGAAGACAUUGAAUCUUGAUGGGAAUGGCUUUAAUGACAGCAUCAUACCAUCUCUAAGUGGGCUUACAUCUCUUACGUCAUUGAGUCUUGCGUUUAAUAGAAUACAAGGAGGAGGUGAAGGUUGGAAAAUGUUAUCAAGAUUGGAAAACCUGGAGAUAUUAGAUCUUAGUUACAAUGGCCUCAACGACACUAGUUUUCUACAAUCAAUUGCUGCAGUCAAAUCUCUUAAAAGUCUCAAUCUUGCUAACAAUGAGUUGACGGGAUACUUUCCAACCAAAGAGGUAGCAAAUUUAACAAACUUGGAGGUUCUUAUCUUGCAAGGUAAUCAUUUUGGUGGACGACUAGCAAUCCAAGAAUUUUGUACAUUGAAGAAGCUUGAAGUGUUAGAUCUAUCUGACAAUUACUUUGAGGGGAUCCUACCUCCAUGCCUAAACAAUAUGACAUCUCUUGUGGUGUUAGAUAUUUCCGAUAACCAAUUCAAUGGAAAUGCUUCAUCAUCAUAUGUAGAAGCCAGCGGAACAAGUCUCGAGUACAUUGAUUUUAGUUAUAACCAGUUUGUGGGCAUAUUCUCAUUCAACUUAUUUGCCAAUUACUCUAAGCUUGAGGUUCUUAGAUUCAACAGCCAAAACAAUAAAGUUGAAAUAGAAACUGAAGGUUCCAUGGGUUGGUCCCCAUUGUUUCAGCUGAAGAUCAUUGAAUUGUCCAACUGUAAUCUGAACAAGCUCACCGACAGUAUUCCGAAAUUUCUUCUUGUCCAGCAUGAAUUGGAUGUAGUUGAUCUUUCUCAUAGUAAGUUGAACGGAAGCUUUCCGAAUUGGUUGGUUGAAAACAAUACAAGAUUACACGUGCUAGAUCUUCGAAAUAACUCUUUUAUGGGUCAGUUAUAUAUACCAUCAUUGAUCCACACGCAUAUUAACUGGAUGGAUGUCUCGACCAAUCACUUGGAAGGAAAACUUCAAGAAAACAUUGGCAUGACUUUUCCAAAUUUAGUAUAUCUAAAUCUUUCCAAUAAUAAUCUUGAAGGUAAUCUUCCUUCCUCAAUUAGUGGCAUGCUUUAUUUGGAGGUAUUAGAUUUGUCUUUCAAUCAUUUCUCAGGCGGGGUUCCAAGAGGAUUAAAUACAGAUUGCUUGUCAUUGGAAUUUUUAAACUUUGCUUAUAACAGCUUCAACGGUGCAAUUUUCAUUGGGACAAACAAGAGAUUUCUGCAAAUGAAUAAUAAUCAAUUCACAAGUAUCACAUUGGUUCCUAAUUCAACUGUUGGCAGCCUAUUCUAUUUAGAUAUCAGCAACAACAAAAUUUCAGGUACAAUCCCCCGAUGGCUUGGGAACACGUCAAACGUGAUGGCUCUUGUUAUGGCUAACAAUGAUUUUUAUGGUCGGAUCCCAUGUGAACUAAGUAUCACAGGUACUUUAGACCUUUCUCAUAACUUAUUUAAGGGAUCGUUAUCCUUUUGUUUGAAUCUACCAAAUCUGGAACACCUAUAUUUGCAAGGGAACAAAUUCACAGGAUCAAUACCGAAAGUUCUAUUCAAUUCCUCAUCUCUUUUGACUUUGGAUAUUAGAGAUAACAAAUUUACAGGCAGCAUCUCUAUUGAAAUCAAAGAACUUCAACGGUUACAAGUACUUUUGUUGAGUGGCAAUCAUUUCACUGGUAUAAUUCCGAAUCAGUUGUGUUUGUUAAAGAUGAUAAACAUAAUGGAUCUUUCCAAGAAUGCUUUUUUCGGGACCAUACCACAAUGCCUCUACAAGAUAUAUUUUGGGAAUCUCAGAGCAGCCAAUUUUAGCUAUUCUCGUGAAGAAUCUAGUUUAUUUGGAUCGAUAAUUUCGCUAACUUACACAUAUAAAGGUUUCUCAAGAAAGUUUCCUGACUCUAUCUAUGAUAGUGAAUAUUUUGAUGCAGAAGUACAGAUUGAGUUUGUAACUAAAUAUAGGCAUAAUUCUUAUAAGGGUUCUCCUCUCGGUUACAUGUCUGGAUUGGAUUUCUCAUGCAACAACCUAACAGGUGGCAUCCCACCUGCGUUAGGCCAAAUAUCUUCAUUGCGUGCACUAAACUUAUCUUAUAAUCACCUGACUGGUAAAAUUCCAACUACAUUCUCGGAAUUGGCUCUCUUGGAAAGUCUAGACCUCUCUCAUAAUAGUUUGAGUGGAGAAAUUCCUUCAGCAUUGAUUGAUCUAACCUUUCUUGAGGUAUUCAAUGUGGCCAACAACAACCUAUCAGGUAAAGUUCCAGAUAUGAAAGCACAAUUUGGAACAUUUGAGAAAAGUAGUUAUGAAGGAAACCUAUUUCUUUGCGGACCACCACUAGAUAAAAGUUGUGCCAAAGUAAAGGAGUCAGAUCCAACACCAACCCAAUCUUCAAAUGAAAGUGACGAAAAAUGGUAUGAAGUAGAUCCAUUGGUAUUCCAUACAAGCUUCUCAGUAUCUUAUAUCAUUUUCUUCUUUAGUGUUAUAAGUCUUCUUUAUAUUAACCCUUAUUGGCUACAAAGAUGCUCCAACUUAAUGGAAGAUCUUAUAUACUCCUGUUAUUAUUUUGCUUUUGAUACCUCAAAAAGGUUGUCAAAUUGUGUAUGUAAUUAAGAUAAAUUGAUUUUCUUUCGACAACGUUAAUGAUAGUAAUAAUGGUCAGUUAUCUAUGAAUUUGGUUUUGAAUAAUUAGUUAUUGGACAUAAAUAUGAAAGAGAUGUUCCCUUAAACUUAUUGUUCUAUUUGAUUAUGGAGAUGGUUUUCCAUAUUUGGGAAUUCUUCAUUCUAUGUAAAUCGGGAUUAAAUAAAUCAAGUAUAAAUUAAAAAAAAUUUGGAAGUUGUGCCGAAUAUAUGAGUCAUAUCCAACAACAACACAAUGUUCAAAUGAAAGUAGCACAAAAUUGUAUGAAAUAAAUCGAGGGUUUUCCUUACAUAGUUCUUGGUAUCUUAAGCCACGUUCUUUUUCGGUGUGAGUAGUCAUCUUUAUAUUAAUCCUUAUUGGGAAUAAAAUGCUCCAAUUUAAUUGAGGAUCUAGUUAUAUACUCAAGUUACUAUUAUAUUUUUUAUUUUCUUAAAAAGGUCUUCAAUAUGUCAUUAGAUGGAUUUUCCAUGCAUGGAAAUGCCACGAUAGUGAGACAGCUUCUUGUGUAUUCAUUUUAUUAUGAACAUUAUUUAUUGUGAUCAAAUAUGAAACUUGGUGUUCAGUUGCA
Juglans regia (Persian walnut) is the source of this 4097-nucleotide messenger RNA. Its product is annotated as receptor-like protein 56. Lineage: Eukaryota; Viridiplantae; Streptophyta; Magnoliopsida; Fagales; Juglandaceae. Gene Ontology annotation, molecular function: protein binding. The coding region runs from base 34 to 3501 and encodes 1155 amino acids. The record is from RefSeq and is a predicted model, not a curated record. The transcript is spliced from 8 exons.